CCCCCUGCUUCAGUUCCGGGUCCUGUCAGUAGGGGCGGCCGCGGUCUGAGCAGCGGCCAAAGCCGCGAAGCUGCGCGGCCCGGGUUUCCAGCCGGGCCUCUUUCCCGGCCGGGCCCCAGCAUGGCUGCCCCCAGGGCUGCGGGUGGGGACGGUGCCGUGUUGUCGCGUUCCUGACGGCCCCUGGCGUCUGUGCUCUCCUUCUCUUCCCCAGGCCACUCCAGCAGACAUGUUUGCCAAGGCCUUUCGGGUCAGGUCCAACACGGCCAUCAAGGGGUCGGACAGGAGAAAGCUUCGGGCUGAUGUGAUGGCUGCUUUCCCCACUCUAGGAACAGAUCAGGUCUCUGUGUUGGUACCUGGAAAGGAGGAGCUCAACAUUGUGAAACUGUAUGCUCACAGAGGGGAUGCAGUGACUGUGUACGUGAGCGGUGGUAACCCCAUCCUGUUCGAAGUGGAGAAAAAUCUGUACCCGACAGUGUAUGCCUUGUGGUCCUAUCCUGACCUUCUCCCAGCUUUCACGACGUGGCCUCCGGUGCUUGAAAAACUGGUGGGGGGAGCAGAUUUGAUGCUGCCAGGACUCGUAGUGCCCCCUGCUGGUCUGCCUCCGGUACAGAAGGGUGACCUCUGUGCCAUUGCCUUGCUGGGGAACAGAGUGGCUGCACCAGUUUGCAUUCUCACCAACAUUGCCAGAGGAUUUCCCUCUCUCCACAUCUUCACCAAUACCUGUUGUUUUCUGUGUUGUUUAUGUUAGCCAUUCCGACAGGUGUGUGGUGAGACGUCAUUGUAGUUUUGAGUUGUACUUCCCUGAUGUUGAGAGAUGUCGAGCAUCUUUUUAUGAGUCUGUUAGCCAUCUGGAUGUGUUCUCCGGAAAAAGGCGUAUUCAUGUCUUCUGCCCGUUUCUUAACUGGAUUAUUUGUUGUUUGGGUGUUAAGUUUAUAUCUUGUUGUUGGGUGUUGAGUUCCUAUAUGUUUUAAAUAUUAAUCUUAUGAAAUUUUAAAAGAUUGGAAUUAUUGAGAGUACAUCUCAGACCAAACAAAGUUAAGCAAGAAAUCAGUUUAAAAGAUAAUUAGAAGAACCCCAAGUUACUAGAAAUCGACACUUUAGAAGACAAUCUUUUAAAAAAUUAAAGCAGGACUUCUAGCUUCUGUGGUGUGAUGAGCUUGGUGAACUCACUGAGCUUACUGAGGACAUUAAGAAAUAGACUCACACAUUUCCAGUUGCCUGAUUUAAGACAAAAGUCAGAGUGAAGCAGUGUAGUACGAAAGCGGUGAUAUUUUCAGCAAAUAUUGCCCGAACAGUUGGAUAGCUAUAUUUUAAAAGUACGUCUGUCGCUCUUAGUACCAGAUACCAUACACAAAAGUCAAAAUGAGUUGUAAAUGUGAAAGAGAAAACAAUGCUUUUAGGGGAAAACAUUAUUGCAUCCUAGGACUAGGCAAGGAUGUCUUAAAUACGACACGAAAGGUACUAAUCCAAACGGGAAACAAUUUUACAUUUAAUUCAAUUUUAAAAUUAAGAAAACCUCUUUAAGUUUGUUUAUUUAUUUUGAGGGAGAGAGUGAGUGUACAUGCACAGGCACGUGCCGGGGGGCGGGGGGGGGGGGCAGAAGGGCAGAGAGGGGGAGAGAGAGGGAGAGAGAGAAUCCCAAGCAGUCUUCACAUUCAUAGUGUGGAGCCUGAUGGGGAUUGAACUCAGGAACUGUGUGACAUCAUGACCUGAGCCAAAACCAAGACUCGGAUACUUAACCAACUGAGCCACAGGUGCCCCAAGAAAAUUAUUUUUGGUUUUAAGCUCCAAACAUUUUUUUUGUCCAUUGCAAUGAUUCUAUCCCAUGACAUUAACAAGGACUGUCUCUGCUGUGGCUAGAGCCAUAGACGUGCAAGGCGACUAGUGACCCAGAAUUCUUUUCUGCUUACACGUGUCAGUGAAUUCAGCCUGAAUUUGUGGUUUGAACCCUCUGAAAACGUGUCCAGCUUCCAAAGCUGGCUACCAACUUCCAAAGCAGGCUUGAAGAAUACGUUUGAAAAAAUUACACCCAAGCAUAACUAUGAAAACCAAACAUCUAACUGUUCCAUUUAAAAUGCAGAAAUUCUGCUCAGUAAAAAACAUGUAACACUGAGCAAAUAGACAGCCCAUCGACAGAGAAAAUAUUUAUAGUACAUAUGUCCAAGAAUGUACAAAGAGUAUAGAAAGAAUUCCCACAAUGAGAUAAGUAAAAGACAGAUAACUCAGCAGAAAAGACUUGAAUAGACAAUUCACCCAGGAGGAUAUCUAAAUGACCAGUUGCUACACGUGAGUUCUCCACUUCAUUUGUCAUCGGGAAAAGGGGUAUUAAAGCCACAAAGAGGUACUGCUCUGUGUUCACCAGAAUGGCCAAAAUCGCACAGAUUGGAGACAUCAAGUGUGUUGAGGAUUUGGAGCAAUGUAUACACUGCUGAUGGCACACCAGUUAACAGAAUCCUUUUGGGAAACUCUCUGAUGUUACCUGGUAGACGUAAACGUAUUCACGCGUCAUGUCCUACCAUUUCACUCCUCAGUAUGUACUCAUCAGGAAUGACGACCUGUCUUUACCAAAACCUCAUAAUAGGCUCAUAGCGGCACUACUUCUGUUAGCUGCAAACGAGAAUCCACCCCGAUGCCCAGUGGCAGGCACACAAAUAAAAUGAGAUAUGUUCAAAGAAUUGAACAUUACACGCCCUAAGAAUUAAUGAUCCGCAAUUAAACCCAACAGCGUGGUUGAAUGACACACGGUUUUUCACAAAAGGCUCUGAAUACUAAAGACUCAGUAUCUGAUCUCUCAGCUGAUGCAGAGUACCAGACAGGCAAAUGGACUCCAUGUUCCCAGAGAUCCGGAGAGUGGUCAACCUGUGUGUGGUGAGAGGAGGGCGAGAGGGACUGACUGAAGGGACAACCGGGGCUUCCCUGAGACCUAGUGCUGCGCGGUUUCCUGAGCUCGGUGCUGCUGCAGAGGCGUCUUCACCUUCUCGAGAUUCAGCAGACCCUUUGCUUCCCUUCUCUUCAUGCUUAUCGUAUUUCAACAUAGAGUUUUAACAAUCCAGCAUUCCAGUUUCUUGAGUUUUGAAUUGUUAAACUCAUUUAUGUCCAUUGAGAGUGAUCCUGUUGUUUCACACACGUAUGUGACACGUCCUUAAAAGAAUAAGUG
Molecule: messenger RNA, 3157 nt
Organism: Acinonyx jubatus (cheetah)
Lineage: Eukaryota; Metazoa; Chordata; Mammalia; Carnivora; Felidae
Product: eukaryotic translation initiation factor 2D-like
Exons: 5
Coding region: 227-748 (173 amino acids)
Biological process (GO): formation of translation preinitiation complex
Molecular function (GO): translation initiation factor activity
Source: RefSeq, a predicted model, not a curated record